AUGAGUAAAUCUAAAGUUAACAACAAUAGUUCAAGUGAAGAUGAAUUUAUUAUCCGAGGAAGGCCAAAAACUACUAAUUAUAACCAAGAAUCUGAAUUUACCGACGAGGAGUAUGGAUAUAGUGAUCAGGGUGAUCUCAAUCCGUUAUUUGAAGAAAUUUUUGGGACUGGUAACGAAUAUAACUAUAUUUAUGAUUCUGACGUGAAGGCAGAUGAGACUCAUGUUAUGCAAACAUCAGCUGACGUAUCAGAAAUUGAAUGUUGUAAAUAUGUUAAUUAUAUUUUAGGAUUAGAUGAUGAUGAAAUUAUUAAAAGACUUUACAGAAAUGAACCUCCUGAAUUUGUUUCAUUUCAACUAGGACUAGCAAUUAUAAAGCAAGUUUAUUACGUCAAUGAAUUAAUUAGUGAUUAUCGUAAAUUUUGUGAAUUAAAAUUAAAAAAACCCGAGUAUAGUGUGUGGACAUACAGAGCCUUGUUAAUGUCUUAUAGACCUGUUAGUGAUCUUGAAAUACCAGGAUUACUUGAUAUUUCAAAAUAUUUAAAAAACUUAUCUCUAAAAGAAAAAAUUUAUGAACCAGAAGGGGUGUUGGAAAAUAAUUUUGAGCUCACAUCUGAUUUUAAUAAUGCAGUGAACCAAUUAUCAUCAAAUCCCUCAUUUGUGGAUAUUGUCUAUUCAAUAUAUGAAAAGAAAAUUAUUGAGUUCCCAGAAUAUGAUAACCUUAAAAUAUUUGAAAAUAUAAAGUUAAGUAAUGAUCUUUCUAAUUUAAUAAGAUUUUAUUGUGAUUCAAAGAAAGGAUUACAUGAGAAUGAAGUUAGGAGCAAAGUAAUAUUUAAAGCAUUUGAGAGUAUUAAUAAUAACUGUUUCUUCAGAUUGAGAGAACAACUAGUCAAAUUAGGUAUAAUCGAAGGAAUGGCUGGUUUACAGGAUGUUAGUAAUAUUUUGGUAAGCUUAAGGGGUAAACCUGGUCCUUAUGUGGGUAUUUACUUAAAUAACAAAUUUACUUUCCUUGUUAAGAUUAAUGAACAUGGUGCUGUUGAAACCUCUAAGUCUCUUCAUAGUUAUGAAAUAGAUUUGAUCAAUGAGUUUAUAGGUGAUAUUCAGAAUAUUGUUAUAACCUCUAAUACACCUCGUGUAAAAAAUUUAAUUUCAAAUAUUCAUAACAAUGUUUAUUACGUUCCUAAAAAGUUUUGUAUUUUCAAGCCAGAAAAAGACUUUGAAGUUGCUAUUGAAAUAGCCCAAUGUAUUCAAAACCCUGUAAUAUACUUUUCUAGAGCUAUUCAUGAAAAUAUCUCAUUUACUUUACUAUACAACAUACCUAUUAAACAUGAAAUUUUAGCUAAAGCGAUUUGUAUAACCGCUGCUAGUGAAAAGCUUGAUUGGGUUAGUACACUUAAACACCCAUAUGGUUUUAAUUUUUUUAAGAUUCUUGGUAUUACUUUAUCAGAUAGAAAGUAUGAUUAUGAUGUUCCAAGUACACUUAAGUCAUUAGAAAAUGUAUUUACUUUAGAUGAAAUUAACAAGAUAUUUACAUACUUUAAACUAAAUGAUUCAACCAACCUUCUUGAUUCAACUAAUCUUCAUCCUGUCAAUUAUGAAGUUUUUAAAGUUAUUGCUGAAGUAUCUCAGGGUAAAGAAACUAGUACAUUAGAUGAACAAGUGAUUAUCAAGAAUAUUUUAGAUAAUCCAGUAAUAUUAAAUAAUCUGAAUGUAAAAGAAAUUGCAGUAGAAGGAUAUACACAUCCGGAUGUUGUUAGAAAAAUUGCCCAGUCAAAACCUUGUUAUUUUGAUGGCGCACCCGAUAAAGUAAUAUUUGAAGAUGUUGUUCCACAAAUUAUAGAUUUGAGUGAUCUUAAUACAAGAAAAAACCUUGAGAUGAAAGGAUUUGUAAUAAAAGUUAAUCCUGAUUCAUAUUUAGUUAAUGUUGAUGGAGCAAUUGUGUUUUGUAUGAAGUUAGUUAAAGUUGAACUUAAUCAGAUGGUUAAAGUAAGAAUUAUAUCAGUUAAUUACUCAUAUUUAAGUUAUCAAGGUGAAAUUCUCUCAGAUAAUACAGGAAUGUACUAUUACAAAGAACAUAGAUUUUACACAGAAUUAAGUAAUAGAGAAAUAAGAGAUGCGAGGGUACCAGUGUCUAUUAAAAGUAGUUCUGUACCGGGACAUUGUUUAGUCAUAAUUCACAUACAAGAUGAUAUUUUUUUACUUAUAAACUUUCUGAAAGAGAAGAAAAAGAUAAGAAAAUUUAUGAAUUGUUGUUUUGUGAUAGGUUAG
This is a messenger RNA of Hepatospora eriocheir, 2265 nucleotides long. NCBI's taxonomy places the organism in Eukaryota, Fungi, Microsporidia, Hepatosporidae. The record is from the annotation of a GenBank genome assembly.